Messenger RNA from Megalobrama amblycephala (Wuchang bream), 1412 nucleotides. Its product is annotated as ly6/PLAUR domain-containing protein 3-like. The record is from RefSeq and is a predicted model, not a curated record. The transcript has 5 exons. Bases 71 to 658 code for a protein of 195 amino acids. NCBI's taxonomy places the organism in Eukaryota, Metazoa, Chordata, Actinopteri, Cypriniformes, Xenocyprididae.
GAAGACCCUCCCCUUUUGAUAAAAUGAGCUCUGAAACAGACACAUUAUUUCAUUCUCCUCCUGAUUAAAGAUGGACUUGCAAAUCUCAGUUUUUCUCCUCUUCAUUCUUUUCACUGCAGGACACUCUCUCUACUGUUACGAGUGCCUGACGGAGAACUGUAAAGAAAGUCUCGUGAAAUGUCCCAUUAAUGCUACUAGGUGUGAAAGUUCAACUGUGGUGACACAAGCUGGGUUCUUUAGUUCCACAGUGAAGGUUAAAGGUUGUGCUGUUGCCUGUCAAAGCGGGUCCAUGAACCUUGGUGUGGUAAAGACGUCUACUUCCUGCUGUGGCUCUUACUUUUGUAAUGUCAAAGAUGCUCCAGAUCCCAGAGCUACUAUCCCCAAUGGAAAGACAUGUUACUAUUGUGAUGAGAAGAGCUGCUCAAACAUCAUGAGAUGUUCAGGGACUGAAGAUCGCUGCAUUACAGACAGAGGAACUUUUGGAGGCCAGUCAAUGAUUGUAAAAGGCUGUGUCUCUAAAUCCAUCUGUGAUGCCGCAGCAUCUACUAACGCUCAGGGCGUUUCAUGUUGUGAGGGGAACCUGUGUAACAGUGAUAAGAGCUUCACUCAGAGCUACAUCCAGAGCGUCACCCAGAGCUACACCUUUAACGGUGCUUAGAGAGACAGAGCUUGAUGUUUAACAGUGUCACCCAGAGCUUCCUGUUCUCUGCUCUCCUACUUCCUGCUGCACCGAAUCCAGCAGCUCUUCUGAUUCUACAAUGAGACACGCUGUACUGAAUAUAGAGCUUGUAUUUCUUUGUAUUAUCCUUACCUGAAAUUAUCACAGAUAUAAAUCCUCUAUAAAAAAAACUGAGUCUGAGAUUUCACUGAUUACAGAGCUGGUAAAACUAUUGGGAAAAUCCCACUUUAAUCAUACAUUUUGAGAAAUGAACAGAUGUAAUAUUAGUACUUAAGUAGGCUACUAUAAUGUCUGAUUUUUGUUGCUGCUUGUGUCUGUAUAAUUCUUAAGCAUUUAUAAUGGCUAGAAAAUGAGAGACGAAGGCUGUGAAACUAAUGUUUUCCACCAGAGGAAGGCAAAGAAAAAAUUAGGCAGCAGAGAAAGCAGGUGCGAUUGCCUUGACAUGUGAGAUGUAUGGGUUAUUUAAACUGCAAAGGUAAAACAUAAAUUAAAAUUAUUCUGACAGAUGUAAAGAUGGAGGUGAAGGUGGCACAUUAUUCACUUUGAGUGUAGAGACUACAGUCAUUUUCCUAUUGGUACAUAAUAAUUCGAUAGGAAUACAAUUUAAUACAAAUCUUAAUUUCAUUGAGAAAGUUCCACUCUCACAACAAAACACAAAACGACAAAUGCAACAAGUUUUAACCAAUUUGGCACAGACUACCCAACAUUGGGUUACACUGACCCAGCAGGGUAG